This is a messenger RNA of Cryptosporidium muris RN66, 2214 nucleotides long. RefSeq names its product FAD binding domain-containing protein. The coding region runs from base 1 to 2214 and encodes 737 amino acids. NCBI's taxonomy places the organism in Eukaryota, Apicomplexa, Conoidasida, Eucoccidiorida, Cryptosporidiidae. The record is from RefSeq and is a predicted model, not a curated record. Gene Ontology annotation, molecular function: FAD binding. The transcript has 3 exons.
AUGACUAGGCAAUUACUUAAAAGAGUCCCAGUAUUAAUAAUAGGAUGUGGACCAGUUGGAAUGUCAUUAAGUAACUUAUUAAAUAAUUUUAAGAUUAAGAAUAUAAUAGUGGAUCAAAUUAGUAAUUUUUCAAAAGAUCCAAAAGCCCAUUAUAUUUCGAAUAGAUCUAUGGAAAUACUAAGAUUUUGUGGAGAUUUAGAUAAAACUGUGACUAUACUUCAACCUUCACUUGAAGAAUGGAGAAGAAUUUCAUACAUAAGGAAUUUUUGUUAUAAUGGUGUACUAGGGGUAAGAGAUGAUUUCGAAGGUUGUUAUACAUAUAAUAAAACUUACUAUGAAAAAUUUAGUCCAUCUAAAAUUGCACAUUUUAGUCAAAGUAAGUUGAAUCAAAUAUUAUAUAAUAAUAUAAAGAAUGAUUGUGAAAUAAAAUUGAAUACGAAGUGGAUUGGAUAUGAGUAUAUUAACAAAAAAAUUGGUGAUUAUUUUUUAACAAAUAGUAUAAAAUCUAUAGUAAAAGAUAUUAAAACUGGUAAUAUAAUACAUAUUGAAAGUGAUUUUUUAAUUGGUGCAGAUGGUGCUAAGAGUUCAAUAAGAAGAGCUAUUGGUAGGAAAUAUGAAGGAAUUAAAUCAUUACAAAAGCUUAUAAAUAUCCAUUUUACAUGUAAAGAGUUAGGAUCUAUAUGCCGAGAUGGUAAAUUUAAGAAUCCUAGAGAAAUAGAUGAUAAAGAUAUAUCACUAUCAAAAGAUAUUUAUACUAGUAGUAUGCUUUAUUUUAUUUUGAAUCCAAAAGUUAUUGGUAUUCUAGUAUCACAUAAUUGUGAUGAAGGGAAUUUCGUGAUGCAUAUUCCAGUUCUAGAAAAUGAAAUACCAUUUAUAAAAGAAAAAUAUAAAGAAGUUUACAUAAAGGAUCUUAUAAAUAGCCUAUGUGAAUUACCUUUAAAUAAUAUAAAAAUUCACUCUGUUAAUUUGUGGAAUAUGUCUGCUGAAGUUGUUGAUUCUUUUACUGAUUUUUCAGGUAGAAUAAUUUUAGCUGGUGAUGCAGCUCAUAGAUUACCACCUUCAGGUGGUUUCGGUUUAAAUCUUGGAUUACAAGAUAUUUUAAAUUUAAGCUGGAGAAUAGCUUUAAUUAUUCAAUUAUUUAACAAGAAAGGAAUGGAAAAAAUAGGUGUAAUUGAAAAUAAAAUACUUAGAUAUAUGAUGAACGAGUAUAACUUAGAACGAAGGCAGCAUGCUAUGUAUGCUUGUUCUAAUUCUGUUGCAAACUUUUAUAGAUCUCAGUAUAUACCUCAAUAUAUUGGAUUAAAUUGGAAAUUAGCUAGUAAUUUGGGAAAGAUGAUAAAUAUAGUAUCUUCGUUCGUACCGAAUUCAUCAAUAUUACAAGAUUUUUGUAAUAAUAUAGUUACCUCAAUUACUGAUAUUGGUUUAAAUCAAUAUUCUAAUUUAUUAAAUAAUGGAUCAGAAUUUAAAAGAAAAUUAAAUGUAAUAAAUAAAUAUAUAAAAUCCAAUGAAAAAAGUUUAUCAUUAAAUUAUAGAGGCCUUGAUCUAUCAUAUUCAUACAAUUAUCUAAAUUUGAAUGAUGAUAUUAAUGUUAAAAUAAAAGAAUCUAUAAUUAUACCAAAGUCUCCUUUUAAAUAUAGUCCAAGCUGUCUUUUAGGUUUAAGAAUUCCUCAUGAAUAUAUUUAUACACAUUUAGAUGGCAAUACUGUCUUGCGUUUAUCUACAGUUGAUAUUCCAAUGUUAUUUUGUUCAAACGAACCAAGACAUAUAAUUAUUACAUUUGACAAUGAAAUGUUUAAUAAGAUUGCUGAAGAUUUAGAUAAAGUAAAUGGUAUUAUUCCUUAUAAUAUUAUACUAUGGGAUUCAAAAUAUAUAGAAGAUGAACGAAAUAUCAUAAAUAUAUCAAAUGAGUUUAAUAUAAUGACAAAAAAUAAAAAUAAAAUAUCAGUUUGGACUUCACUAGAUAUAAGGAAGAGGUAUAUAAAUUUUAUAGAUACAAUUCCUAUAUACUUACUUGAUUCUCUAAAUAAUAACACUAAAAAUAGAGCAAAUCUAGAAUAUGAACAAGAUAUUUGUGAGAAAAACAAUAUAGAAUGUAUAAAUAAGCUGGUAAUUUUAAUUAGACCAGAUGGACAUAUAAAAGAAAUUUUUAAUUACAAUAGAGAAAUCAGAUCAAAAUAUAACAAAGAAAACUUAAUAAAACAUCUUAAGAUAUAA